AUGGCGUCUACUGCACGCAGGCAGAUUUCGCAAGAGACGUUCGACGAGUGCGUGGCUGAGAAUGUUGAGGACUUUGAGAUGUCGUUAGAAGAGGCUGUGGCUGAUGCUAUUCAGCAAUUUGAGUCACAGGGCGUGGAUUUGUCGAAUAUUAUAAAGGCUGGAAAGAAACAAGUGGUCGAUGGACAGGAGCCGCUGCCUUUGCGGCUGAAGAGGCUGAUUCGAGAGCUGCAAGAGCUCUGGAACUCUCAUAGAGACAUGAUUAAAUUGCUUAGCCUAAUUAAUGAGCUACAAAAUAUUUUUGAAGAAGUCCCAGAGGCUCGCGUAGCAGCUGGACGAAACGACGCCAUGGAUGUGCUGCUGUCGUUGUUAGAGGCCGACACUUCUGUUGUCGUCAUAUCUAGCAGCAACUUGCUAGUGUUGCUGUGCGCUGAUAAUGUCGACAAUCAGGAUUUUAUUGGUGCGUUUGGUAUGCAGCAAAUUGUGAAGGUGUUAGAACGUUGGAGGGAAGAUGUAGAGACUUUAGUGCGAUUGCUACCGCUCGUUAAAGCAGCUUGUUUUAAGCACGAAAACAACAAAGCAAACUUUUCAAAGAAAAACGGCAUCGAAGAGCUUUGUCGGCACUUGGAUGGAACAAAGGACAACAAAAUGCUGUCAAAACAAUUGGCAUUAUGUUUUCGAGUGUUGACUAUAAAUGACGAUCCGCGCGCGGUAUUCUCACAAGCACAAGAUACAGUUAAAGCAUUGGUUGAACGUGGUGUGAUUACGUAUAUUUUAGAUUUUCUACGUCAUGCUGGGUGCAGUGGUACAGCGCAGAAUUCAAGUGCAUCGCCAGAUUUGCUGACAAACUGGCUUGCUGUUCUCAAGCAACUUGCCAUAACGGAAGAAAAUUGUCAUCAAAUUGCCGAUCUGGAUGGUGUGAUUAUUGUGCAGAGCGUCAUGAAGGCAUUUCAUCAAAAUGCUGCGAUAGCAAAGCGUUGUAUUACAGUUUUUAGGAAUAUGGCGGCUGCAGAUUCUUUGAAGCGUACAAUUUUGCAAUCCGGCACCAUUGAACAGACGUUGUUGGCCAUGGAAUGUCAUGAUGCCGAUGCGUCUAUUCAGCAAAACGCAUGUGCUACAUUAGCAGCUAUUGCGCUCCGCUCAUCAGAAAAUAGCCGUGUACUUGUGGAUCUUGGGGUUGCGCGGCAAAUCUCGCGAGCCAUGCAGACACACCGACGUGAUGUGGCUGUCCUUCGCCAAGCAAGCUUGGCGAUACGUAACAUGGUGGCUCGCAGUGUGGACUUGCGCUCGCGGUUCUUGCAUGAUGAACCAGAGAUUGAAGCAUUGCUUCGCGAAGCACAGCAGUAUCGCGGCUGCGGUGAUGAAGCCUAUGCUGCCCUGCGCGAUCUGAGCUGUGAUAUCCAGCUGUCUACUUAUGGUUCUGCUGCAUCUGGAUCAUACAAUGCGCCAACAAAGAUACUCCGCUUCAAUCCUGUGCAAGUCCAGUCUAGUAACCUAAUUGGGAGAGUACAAGAAACUGCAGAGGCACCAUGUAGAAAUUAUAGAUAA
This is a messenger RNA of Plasmopara halstedii, 1545 nucleotides long. RefSeq lists its product as uncharacterized. Lineage: Eukaryota; Oomycota; Peronosporomycetes; Peronosporales; Peronosporaceae. The record is from RefSeq and is a predicted model, not a curated record. Gene Ontology annotation, molecular function: protein binding. The transcript has a single exon. Bases 1 to 1545 code for a protein of 514 amino acids.